AUGACGGCUGUGCGAGGUAUACAAGAAAUAGAUAACCCAGAACGCCUUCGAUACUUCCGGGCGAUCGAUCAACUUCGCAGUCUCGGUGUCAACGAAGAACUACCUCUUCCGCAGGCAAGAAUUCGCCUCGAACAUCACAUUAUUGUGGUUGGAGACCAGUCCAGCGGGAAGUCAUCACUCCUUGAAGGUCUCACUGGUCUCUCGUUCCCAAUUGCCUCCGACCUAUGCACACGUUUUGCAACACAGAUUGUCCUGCAUCGAACGCCUGGAGAAAAGCCCGCUGUCAAAGCCUCCAUUGUCCCGGGCCCCUCCAGUGUGGACGAUGAGGACCAAAAGGAACGGCUGUCGAAGUUUGAUAUACAGAUGGCCGCUGAUGAGCUGAGUGGAACCAAGUUCGCCUGGGUUCUGGACGAGGCCGCGAAAUGCAUGGGGUUGCCGGGCUCGGACGACCAAAACGUUCAAAACCUGGAGAAGCGUUUCUCGGACGACAUUCUGCGUAUUGAAAUCUCCGGGCCGGAUGAACAUCAUCUGAGCGUGGUCGAUGUGCCUGGUCUUUUUCAUAAUCCUACCAAGUUCCAGACUCGAGAAGACUUGACGAUUAUUCGAGGACUCAUCGAGAACUACACGAGAGAUGAAAGGACUAUCAUUCUGGCGGUAAUGGACGCACGAAACAAUCUGGCGAACCAAGAGGUCUUCAAGAUGGCCCGCGCAGCCGAUCCCGAUGGUAUUCGUACAGUCGGCAUCAUCACCAAGUGCGACGCGCUGCAGUCUGGAGAUGAACAGGGGGUUCUCAAUAUUGCUAAGAAUACUGUCGAGCGUCUUCAGCAUGGCUGGUUUGUGGUGAGAAACAGGUCGACCAAAGAGAUACUGGAUGGAGUGUCUAUCUCUGAACGUCACGAGAACGAGAGGCGGUUCUUCCAGCAAGCUCCUUGGAAGGAGCUGCCAAAAGACCGAGUCGGUGUGAAGGCAUUGAAGCCUUUCCUCGGCCAAUUGCUGUACGAGCACAUUCGCCGUGAGUUCCCUGCUCUUGUCAAGGAGAUCGAAGACCUUGUUCGAGAAACGGAGCGAAAAGUGGAAGAACUCGGACCUCCUCGCCAAACCGCAGCAGAACAGCGUCAAUACCUGACGCGUCUUGCGAAUCGGUACCAACGCAAUGUGGAGGAUGCCCUCAAGGGGAACUAUGCCGCAGAUCUCGAUGCGAAGAGCCCACUGAAGCUACGAAUGCAUCUUCGCGAUCUGGCAGACCAGUUUGAGAAAGACCUCCGGUUGAAAGGACAUACGUCCCCCUUCCAGCAACCCGAUGGAUCAGUCGAUGAAGACUACCUCGACGAGGAGGACGAGUCAGAAGCCCCCGACAUCAGGCAAUGGAUCCAAGAAAGGUACAGAGAUUCUCGUGGCGCGGAACUGCCCGGCAUGGUCAAUCCGGCACUGCUGGUUAAUCUGUUCCGAGAGCAAACGGUUCAAUGGGAACGGAUAGCUUGCGGCUAUCUUGACCAAGUGAUUAAGCUCCUUACCAAGUAUGCUCAACUGGAGUCUCGCCGAACGGAGGAAGAUGAAAAGACCCGCACCUAUCUAGACUCCCUUAUACUGUCCGGGAUCGAAACUACCAAUGCCUUGGCCAAAAACCGGCUCAUGGAGCUGUUACAAGACGAGCGAGGCGGGAUUUUACAGACUGUCAAUCACUAUUUCGCGGAAACGCUUGCAAAAAUCCGUCAAGAUCGCGUUAUUGCUCGUCUGAAAGCCCUUGGCUUUGGAGACGGCCAAUACCAAUCUAUUAAUUUCGGAGAGCUUACUGGUGCUGUGCACCUAAGUAACGAGGACCAAGCCGUCAACGACAUUCACGAUGCCCUAAAAGCCUACUACCAGGUAGCCAUCAAAAGGUUCGGGGACUACAUGGUGAUCCAGGUAGUUGAGAGAUUGAUGGGUGAUCAAGGACCGCUCAAAGUAUUCUCAUCGGAACGCGUGGGAGGUUUCUCUGAUCAACAGCUGGCCGCGAUGGCUGCUGAGAGCUACACAACUUCAACGGCAAGGGUAGAGCUCGAGCACCGGCGCCAGAGGUACCGUGAGGCCCUUAGUGUGGCCAAAAGCGUGUGA
Molecule: messenger RNA, 2094 nt
Organism: Trichoderma reesei QM6a
Lineage: Eukaryota; Fungi; Ascomycota; Sordariomycetes; Hypocreales; Hypocreaceae
Exons: 6
Coding region: 1-2094 (697 amino acids)
Cellular component (GO): membrane; cytoplasm; microtubule
Molecular function (GO): microtubule binding; GTPase activity; GTP binding
Source: RefSeq, a predicted model, not a curated record